Paramecium octaurelia is the source of this 803-nucleotide messenger RNA. NCBI's taxonomy places the organism in Eukaryota, Ciliophora, Oligohymenophorea, Peniculida, Parameciidae. The record is from the annotation of a GenBank genome assembly.
AUGGAUUCGACAAAUGUAUAAGAUAUCUCUUUAGAUUACUUAUCAGAUAUAUCAGUUGAAAAGGAUAGAGGGAUCUUCUAAACUGUGUACGAUUAGCAUGAGUUUGAUAAUUUAAAUGAAGAUUUUAAAACCUUGAGAUUGUAUUAGAAAUAAAUGAUAUUAUGAAUGAAAUUUGAAACAUUAAAUUGGCAGAGAAGUUUGAAAAUUGAGAGAUUAUAAAAUAAUUAUUAAUUAACUUGUUUAAUUUUCAAAAAAAACAGUGAAAAAGCUAAGAUAUUUGUGUAUCUAACAAUCGAUAAAUAUGUUAAGUACACAAAAGAAAUUGCUGACUUUUUUACUAUUUUUUAAUGAAGGAAUUUUAAAAAAUUUUAGGCAAUCAAAAUAAAUGCCUUUUAAUUUUUGCAGACAAAUGUAAUAUCAGUCUCUGUGGAUAUAAUUUAAAGACUAUAAAACAAAGUCUGAGAAAAAUAGAUAAACAUAAAUUUCUUAGAAAUAAUAAGAUAUUUUAUUGUUCUAAAAAAUAAUAUUACUUUACAUAAUAUCUUAUAGAGAAAUUAAUAUAUAGAGUUAGGAAUUGUAAUUGAUCUACUUAUGAUAGGGGAUUUUAAUAUCGAAGAAGUUGUUAAUGCAAACGGUUAAUAGGUUCAUUAAUCAAAUAUAUUUAAGAUUUAUUAACAACAUUUUUGAAUAUGCACAAGAUCCUUGAAUCGAAAUCAAAAUGGUUUCUUAAAGGAACUCAAUUGUAAUUAGAUAAAUUUUGUGGAAAAAAAUGCUCACUUAGUGUCUUUACCAGAAGGUUCUGA